UAUUUUUGCAAAACGCAAACCCACGUGCGCUGUUUACAUCGACGAGAAAUAUUUUUCCGUAUUUUUCAACCGAAAUGCUUGAAUAUGUUCAGAUUUUGAGUACUUUUCACUGCAUUUAGAGGUUGAUUUAUUGUAGGAUUACGCAAUGUCUCGACUGAUUGUCAAAAAUUUGGCAAAUAGCGUUUCUGCUGAAAAGAUUCGAAAGAGUUUCGGCAGCAAAGGAGUGAUUACUGAUGUUCAGUUAAAGUUCACAAAAGAUGGAAAAUUCCGUCACUUUGGUUUCGUUGGAUUUAAGAAUCCGGAAGAAGCGCAAGCGGCGAAGGAGUUUUUCGAUGGCACUUUCAUCAACGGAACUAAAAUUCAAGUGGAAGUUUGCGCUGAUUUAGGAGACUCAAAUAAACCUCAGGCCUGGAGCAAAUAUGCACCUGAUAGUGCCGCUUACAAGAAAGCACAUGGCGAAGAAAAAUCAACUGAUCAGCUAAAAAAGCCAAAAGAAGAGAAGAAAAAGAAAAAGGAGAGCAAAAAUAAGGAGCUGAUUGAAAAGCACAAAGACGAUCCUCUCUUUGCUGAAUUUUUGGAAACUCAUGGCAAAACAUUAGAAGAGCUCGUUGAGACAGAGCCUGAGAAGGAAGAAGAAUCCAAAACAGCAGAUGAAGCCAAUGAAGGUGUUGAGGAGGAUGCAGUUGAAAAAGAAGCCAAUAAGAAAAUUUCAGAUUUAGAGUACCUUCAAUCGAUGAAAGAAAAGUCCGGUGAAGAAACUCAAGUGAAACCACCCAGAAAGAAGAUGGAGAAAAUAAAAAAGCAAGUCCUGAAAAACACACUCUUUACUGUGAAAUUGCGAGGGCUUGCAUUCAAGCACAAAAAGAAAGACAUCAAGCAAUUCUUUGACAGCCUGAAACCGAAAAGUGUCCGACUCUGCUCGGAAAUCAAGGGAAUUGCUUACGUUGGAUUCAACACUGAAAAAGAAAUGAAGCAGGCGCUGAACAAAAACAAAAGCUUCCUUGACGGCAAGAGGCUCCUUGUGACUCUGCACAGUUUGCCAAAAACCAACAACGAGGAAGUGGCUCAAGAAAAAUGGAGCAAGCAGGAAGAAAGCCUGAAGAAUGAAGAGACCAUCGCUGAGUCUGGCUGCAUCUUUGUUCGAAACUUGGCUUAUACAACAAGUCAGGAAGAUCUGGAACCUCUUUUUUCCAAAUAUGGUCCUCUUACUGAAAUCAGCGUGCCAGUAGACAAAACAAGCCGGAAAAUGAAAGGGUUUGCUUGUGUGACUUUUAUGGUGCCUGAAAAUGCAGUCCGAGCGUACACAGAGCUGGACGGCACAGCUUUCCAAGGUCGAAUGAUGCAUCUUCUGCCAGGAAAAACUAAGAAAUCUUUUUCGGAAAUGGCUGAAGAAGAGGGAUUGACGUUUAAACAGAAACAGGCCUUGAAGAAAAAAGCUCAGUCUAGCUCAAGCCACAAUUGGAACACGCUGUUCCUUGGUCAAAAUGCAGUUGUAGAUGCCAUGGCAAGGACUUACAACACAACAAAAGAGCAGGUUUUAGACAUGGAGGGCAGCGACAGUGUGGCAGUUAGACUUGCCCUUGGAGAGACACAAAUUGUACAUGAUACGAAACAGUUCCUGGAGCAAAAUGGAGUUUGUUUGGAUGCUUUUAACCAGGCGCCAAAAUCAAGGUCCAAAAAUGUAAUAUUGGCCAAAAACUUGCCAGCUGGAACAACGUCCGAAGAACUACAGGAGAUUUUUGAAAAGCAUGGAGAGUUGGGUCGACUCUUGCUCCCUCCAAGUGGAGUCUCUGCUAUUAUUGAGUUCUGUGACCCGUCCGAAGCCAAGACUGCAUUUACCAAACUCGCAUAUACAAAAUUCAAACAUCUGCCUUUGUAUCUGGAAUGGGCACCUGAAGAAACUUUUAGCACUCAAUAUGUGAAGAAGUUGAGUAAAAAGAAAGUUUCUGAUGGUAAAUUGGAUAAAGAGAGCUCGUCUGAAGAGAUUUCUGGAAAACAAGAAGCGAAGAAUGAGGACAAGGACGAGAGUGAUAAUGAUGAGUCUAUUGAACCUGAAAAUGACACGACUCUCUUUAUUAAAAAUCUAAAUUUCUCUACUACAGAGGACAGACUCAAGGAGCACUUUGCAAAAUGUGGAAAAUUAGCUAGUGUUAGCAUAGCUAAGAAAAAAGAUACAAAGAAUGCUGGUAAGAUGCUGAGCAUGGGCUACGGAUUCAUCCAGUAUAUCAAAAAGUCGGACACUGACAAGGCACUGAAAACUCUGCAACACUCAAUGCUGGACAACCACGCUAUUGAACUCAAAAGAUCAAACAGAACUGCUCAGGGUGACGUAGCAACAGCUAGAAAGAAAGCUAGCAUUGGAAAGCAGACUGGUAGCAAAAUUAUUGUGAGGAACAUUCCAUUCCAAGCUACACAACAAGAAAUCAGAGAACUGUUCAAAGUUUUUGGUGAGCUGAAGGCUGUAAGACUACCACGGAAAAUGGUCGGAACUGGGCCUCACAGAGGUUUUGCUUUCGUCGAAUACACAACAAAGGGUGAUGCUAAAAGAGCGUUUGAAGCGCUUUGUCAGAGCACUCAUUUGUAUGGCAGAAGGCUGGUUCUCGAGUGGGCAGCACCAGAAGAAACAAUUGACGAACUGAGGAAGAGAACUGCACAGCACUUCUUCAAUGAUCAACCAGCAAAGAAAUCAAUGAAGAGCGUCUUGCAAAUGGAUCUUUCUAACAAAGAUGAAACAGAAGAUUAAGGCGGCUCGAAGAUGUGAAUCGGGACAAUGGACGGCAGCACCGCGACCUCGGCCCCGGACUCGCCGCUGCUCAAGAGGAGACCGCAGCUUGCGCCGUCCACGCCGUACCUGCUGUCCAACAAAUAUGCACUGCGCCGAGCUC
Molecule: messenger RNA, 2885 nt
Organism: Neocloeon triangulifer
Lineage: Eukaryota; Metazoa; Arthropoda; Insecta; Ephemeroptera; Baetidae
Product: probable RNA-binding protein 19
Exons: 15
Coding region: 146-2743 (865 amino acids)
Molecular function (GO): RNA binding
Source: RefSeq, a predicted model, not a curated record